This is a messenger RNA of Lodderomyces pseudojiufengensis, 3099 nucleotides long. It is a transcript of the gene SWE1, whose product is annotated as tyrosine protein kinase. The record is from RefSeq and is a predicted model, not a curated record. The transcript has a single exon. The coding region runs from base 1 to 3099 and encodes 1032 amino acids. Gene Ontology annotation, molecular function: protein kinase activity; ATP binding. Gene Ontology annotation, biological process: protein phosphorylation. Lineage: Eukaryota; Fungi; Ascomycota; Pichiomycetes; Serinales; Debaryomycetaceae.
AUGAAAAACCCCCGAUCGAUUAAAAAGGGUGGUAAUAAAAGUGUUGAAUCAAAUUUACAAAAUGAAGAGAAAACUCCUAAUAAGCAACCAACUAAUAAUUAUAAUCAAAUCAAACAUCAACCAACUUUGAUACCUCAAAACCAUUCUCAACAACAACCUUAUUUAAAUCAAUUGGAUUAUUUUACAAAUAAUCAUUUUUCAACGUCAUUUAAUAGUUUAAUAUUAGAUGAUAAUAAUCCAGAUUUAAAUUCAAUUCCUAGAAAAACAAUAAAUAAAUCACCUCCGUUUAAUGUAAAACAUGAUUAUACAAAUGAUGGGAUUGAUACUUGUUUAGAUGAUGAAGAAGAGGAGGAAGAAGAAGAAGAAGAAGAGCAUUUAAAUGAAACUGAUAUGGAUGAUGAAAUUGAUAAUUUUAGUGAAGAUAAUAAUAAUGAAGUUGAAAAUUAUCAAAUUAUAAAUAAAAUUGAUUAUACGCCGAGAAUUGUCAGAUCAGAGGGAGAUAAGAGUGUUCAACAUCAUCUAAAACGACCAUCAUUAGAUUAUGAAACAUCAAAUUCAACUAUAAAACUUAAUAAUUCACAAAAUUCAAUUAAAAGAUCACUGAAAUUCAUUAAUUUAUCAAUUGAUUCUAGUUUGAAAACAUUAGAUGGUAAACAAGAUGAAAUUAAUUUAAAUCAAAUCGAAAGUAAAAUUAUUGAUAAUUCAUCACCAAUUAAUAGAAAUCUACCGUCAUUAGUUCAUAAUAAUCAAUUUAAACGACCUCAUAAACUAGUUAGUCAAUCACCUUCACCUUCACCUUCAUCAAAUAAAAUACGACCUUUAUCAUCACCAAAUCAUCAAUCAAAUUUAUAUUCUCCAUCAAAAUUAAAUAAUAAAAAUUUUCAAACUUUAAGAAAUUCAAAUACAACUUCACCAAUACGAAAUUCUGAAAUUGAUACUACUUUAUUUAAAUCUCAUGUAUUUGGGCAAGCUAACAAAUUAAGAAAAACUUAUAAAUCUUUAAAUCAUACACCUCAAUCUGUACAAAAAACUGUGAUUCAUAAUGAUUAUUGUGAUGUUGAUAGUCCUUCUAAAAAUCGAAAACUGCUGUCAAAUUCAACUAGUUCAUCUAUUUUAAUGUUUCAUAAUGAUGCACUUUUCAAUGAUGGUAAUGAAAAAGCUAGUUCCAAUGUAUCAAUUCCAACUACUAAUCCUACUACUUCAUAUUCAACAACUUUUGAUGAUAAAGAAAAUAAAGCAUCAUAUCAAUUUGUAAAACCUUUACAAGCAGCAUUCAAUUCCAAUGGUCUAAUGAAAAAGAAUUGUGCAUUGAUUAAAAAUACAGAAAGAAAACUACCACCAGAAACUCCAAUGAAAAGAAACCCAUUGAUGAUUUUAAACACAAAUCGACCACCAAAUCAUUAUUAUGAAGAAAAUCCAGCAGCAUUGUCAAGCCACCAUAUUGAUCAUCAAUUCACUCAGAAUUACAUAAAUGAUCAUGAUACAUCAAUUGAAUGUGGUAGAAAUAAUGCAACCAUAAUAUAUGAUACCACAAAUUCAAGUACAUUACAAAAUAAUAGUUAUUUCAAAAUUAUGCCAUCACUGAAUGAAAAAAUAGAUCCUACAAUUCAUCAUCAAGAUUUAGAUAUAAUUUUUAAUUCAGAUUUUGAAAUAGAUGAAGAAGGAGGAUUGAUACCUGAAACUCCAACAAAACAACCUCAAGAUCAACAUCCAACUCCAAAAUCUGUUAAAUUAGAGAAACCAAAUGUAAAAUUAAAUUUAUUUCAACUUAAUAAACUUAAAAAAUUAAAUGAAGGUCAACCAUCUACACCAAUUAAUCAUGUAUUCAAUUUAAAAGAUGAAUUUAAUAAUAUAGAUCAAAUAGGAGAUUUACAAACUUUAGAUGAAAAUGAUUCUUUACAUUUUCAAAAUGAUAAUCAUCAACAAACUUACCUUACCAAAAUUGAUGAACAUUUAAUUAAUAAAUUUGGUAUGAAAAAUUUAAAAUAUAUUGGACAAGGAGAAUUUAGUAUUGCAUUUGAAUGUGUAUUUAAUGAAGAAAAAUUUGCAAUCAAGAGAACAAAGAAACCAAUAAUUGGAAAAAUUGAUAAAAAAACAAUAUUAAGAGAAAUUGAUGCCCUUAGAACUUUAACAUCAAUAAAAGAAAAUGAAAAUGAAAAUUUACAAGAAGAAGAAGAUGGUAAAGAAAAUUUAGUAUAUUUUAUAGAAGCAUGGGAUUUUAAUAAUUAUUAUUAUAUAAUGACAGAAUAUUGUGAAAGUGGAACAUUAUUUGAAUUUUUAGAAGAAAAUAAAAAUUAUAAAAUUGAUGAAUUUAGAAUUUGGAAAAUUUUAAUUGAUAUUUUAAAUGGUUUAAAAUUCAUUCAUUCUCAAAAAUAUAUUCAUUUAGAUUUAAAACCUCAAAAUAUUUUUAUUACAUUUGAAGGUAAUUUAAAAAUUGGAGAUUUUGGUUUAGCAACAAAAUUACCAAUCCUUGAAAAAGAUUUUGAUUUAGAAGGUGAUAGAAAUUAUAUUGCUCCCGAAUUAAUUGAUGAUAAAAUUUAUACUCCAUUUGCUGACAUUUUUAGUUUAGGUUUAAUAAUAUUAGAAAUUGCUGCAAAUGUUAUAUUACCAGAUAAUGGUACACCAUGGAAAAAAUUAAGAAGUGGAGAUUUAAGUGAUGCAGGACAAUUAUCAAGUGAUAAUAUUUCAAUGUUUUUACAACAUAAACCUGAAACUUCAAGCUCUUCAAAUACAAAUUUUAGUUCUUCAAUUACUUCAAAUCAUUCAAUAAAUUUAAAUUUAAUAAAUCCAAUACAAAAUAAAUUGAAUAAUGGAAAUAAUGAUGAAAUUGGUAAUAAAAUUCCAAUAAAAUUGGAAAAUAAUCAGACAAGUGUUAUAGAUCAGCAAGAUCUUAUACCAAAUUGGGCUCCUACUUUUUUAGUAAAUGGAGAUUUAAAAGUAUUAGAUAGAUUAGUAAAUAAGAUGUUAAAACCAAAUCCAUUUGAUAGACCAUCAGCAAAAUCUAUUUUGGAACUGAAUGAAUGUAUUGAAAUUGAAAAUAGAAAAAAAUGUGGUGCUACUAUUUUUGAAGGAGAAUUUGGAAGUUCACCUGAUGAAUGA